Paecilomyces variotii is the source of this 1201-nucleotide messenger RNA. RefSeq lists its product as hypothetical. Bases 195 to 1070 code for a protein of 291 amino acids. Lineage: Eukaryota; Fungi; Ascomycota; Eurotiomycetes; Eurotiales; Thermoascaceae. The record is from RefSeq and is a predicted model, not a curated record. The transcript has a single exon.
CCGGAGUGUCUUGCACUCGCACCAACUGCCCUGGCACCCCCACCCCCGCUCCGCCACGUCCAAUCCAGCGAUGCGAUGACGAGCUUCUCCGCGAUCAAUUCCCCGGAACGACGGACACGAUGCCUCUUCACAAUGGCUGCUCAUCCUGACGAUGCGUCGCCGGGCUGCCAAGCGAUGAAUUGCAAAUCCCAGUCAUGUGGUCGCCAGGGCGCAUUGUGGGCAACAGAAAAAGUUCUCGUCGACGCCACUGCAUGCAGUUGAGGAUCGGAUGGCCAUUGUUAGGGGAGAUAAUCGGAGAGCGAGUAUGGGCAGGAAGCGCGUGUUGCUGCAAUGGUGUGCCGGGGGUUACGUCGAAAUUGUCGCUUGACGGAAAUGGUGGUGGAAUCGACGGAAGCGGAAGGCUGGUGGUGAAUGGGGGCGGUCGCAUCAAGUCAUCUUCACCCUGCUUUGGGGGCUUUUGCUCCAGAUCCGAAUAUCCUCGUUUCACUCUGCUUGUGAAAGCGUCCAAUCCCCUCUGGUCAAUCAAUCGAUCGAUCGAUCGCUCUGCAACUUCGCGGGUCUUGGCAUCGUGGGGAGGAGGCUGGUCAUCAGUCACAUCGCCUAUUCCUGCUUUCUCUCCCACCUCACCUCACCUCAUUCCGUCUCUGGACCUUCUCUUCCCCCGUGACCUACCACCUUCUCCAGUGGCAUCUUCCUCGCGGAACCCAUCUUCCUUUUUCCCCCAUCUGUCUGCCUGUAUUCCUGUCACCUAUUCAUCGUCGCGCGAUGAUAUCUUUCGUUCCGUCAUUCCAUACACUCCGCUUGAUUUUUUAUUGAUCGCGUCUCGAGCGAAAAAAAAAGAUCACUGGAAUCUCAUUGAAGACCAUUCACUAACGGCGUUCAUCGGAGUCUUCAGAAAGUCAAAUACCCAUUCGUGUCCUUUUAGGCAUCUUACGAAGUGUUCACUACGACCGUCUUUCCUUAACGACUCCUACGAAGUCAAAAGUCGCUACGGCCGUUCCUCUGGGAUACAAAAGUUUCGUUUGAUCUUCUGGUCCUAUUUCCAGCGAAGCGACGCAUCUAUCGAGUAAUCUGUGCUUUCGAACACUUCCAUAUCCAAUAUGUCGUUCCAAAAUUUCGAUUCUUUCCAGAACCAGCACCCGCCCGCGGACACUGCUUCCGCUCCUGGCGCCCCGGCCUCUGCGGAUGCCACCAUGACCGG